AUGACCGAGAUCCCUCGACCGACCAGUCGCAACCAAUUCCAAAUCGCAAUUCUCUGUGCGCUACCAGUCGAGUCACACGCGGUAGAAACCAUAUUUGAUGAGUAUUAUGACGAUGAUGACCACUGUUUUGGCCAAGACCCGUCCGAUGAGAAUGCUUACAUGAACGGGAGAAUCGGCAAUCACUAUGUAGUUCUUGUCUACAUGCCCGGGAUGGGAAAAUGCAAGGCGAUGACUACAACGCUGCACUUGAAGUUGAGUUACCACCAGAUCCAGCUGGCAUUACUUGUCGGUGUUUGCGGCGGCGUCCCACGCGGAAACGAUGGACGGGAUAUUUUUCUAGGCGAUGUCCUUAUUAGCGAUCGUCUCGUGCAGUGGGACAUUGGGAAGCUUUUACCCACCGCGUUCAUCCGGAAAGAUCAGCCUCAAUACGUCCAAGGCAGGCCCUGUCAUCGCAUGGAAACCUUUCUUGCCAAAGUCAACAACGCGGACGAAAGGCGUCGGUGGGAAUCUAGCAUGGCGGAACUGCUGGAGAUUGUUCAACAAUCCCUCGGCGAACAGAGUGCCGCCUACCCUGGUGUGGACAAGGAUCGUCUCUAUUUUCCAGCCCAUCUCCAUCAGCAUCGUGACUUGCGUCCUUGUGGCAUGUGUCGCUCUUGUGGCAGUUGCGAGGAGGGCAACAUAUGUCCUAAAGCGCUCAGAUCUACCUGCGACGAGCUGGGUUGCUCCGACCAUGCACAGGGCUGCAGGUCCCGACCAUCGGGAGAAUCAGACUCGGCUCCCAAGCCAGCUAUUCAUCUCGGUCCCAUUGCCUCCGGUGAUACUGUCUUGAUUUCAGGACACGCUCGCGAUCAACUUGUCGCCGAGACGGGCGUGAUUGGGAUAGAAAUGGAGGGUAUCGGAUUAUGGGAGGAGACAUCGUGCGUUGUGAUCAAAGCAGUCGCUGACUAUGCGGAUUGUCAUAAGGCCAAGCAAUGGCAGAGAUAUGGAGCGGCAAGUGCGGCCGCGUGCACGAAGGCCCUCCUGCUAGAGUACACUGUGGACCUUCCCCAAGUCUAUCCUGUCGAACAACCGGGUGGUAUCGACUCGAAUGAACGGGCUGCAGCCAGCCAUCACCGACUUCCGUUCCAGUCAGGGCGUGGUCCAUUGGCAAAAAUUGCCAGGGUCUCAACGUUGUCGGGUAUCUCGGACACUAUCAAAAUGGUUUAUUCCUUGCAUACCUCAUCCAAUCUUUGGUCUAACGUUUGUAUCGCUGCAUUGGCGUUCGUGAUUGGAUACUUGUAUGCCUCUGUUGGAGCUCAUCUGGUCGAGGCUUGUGGCCAUUGGCUCAUGUCUUAG
Molecule: messenger RNA, 1335 nt
Organism: Aspergillus thermomutatus
Lineage: Eukaryota; Fungi; Ascomycota; Eurotiomycetes; Eurotiales; Aspergillaceae
Product: putative Pfs domain protein
Exons: 2
Coding region: 1-1335 (444 amino acids)
Biological process (GO): nucleoside metabolic process
Molecular function (GO): catalytic activity
Source: RefSeq, a predicted model, not a curated record